Cutaneotrichosporon cavernicola is the source of this 1665-nucleotide messenger RNA. RefSeq lists its product as uncharacterized. Gene Ontology annotation, cellular component: membrane. Gene Ontology annotation, biological process: amino acid transmembrane transport. The coding region runs from base 1 to 1665 and encodes 554 amino acids. The transcript has 4 exons. The record is from RefSeq and is a predicted model, not a curated record. NCBI's taxonomy places the organism in Eukaryota, Fungi, Basidiomycota, Tremellomycetes, Trichosporonales, Trichosporonaceae. Gene Ontology annotation, molecular function: amino acid transmembrane transporter activity.
AUGUCAGAGAAGGACGUCGAGGUCGCCAGCAAGUCCGACUGCUUCGCGCAAGUCGAGGAAGUGCCAGGUCAUCAUACCGGGCUCGAGGGCACAUUGCGUGACGAAUCGGACGACACUGGCGUUGUGCGCGCACUUAAGAGCCGCCAUAUCCAGUUGAUUGGUAUCGGGUCCGCCGUCGGCAUCGGCCUGUUUAUUGGAUCUGCUCGCAGUCUCAUCUAUGCCGGCCCUCUAGGGUCGCUGCUGGGGUACACACUGUUCGGAUUCAUCCUUUGGGGAGUUUGUCUCUGUGCGGGUGAGAUGGCCGCAUUCAUGCCCAUCCGUGGCGGCCACCUUGCCUGGGCCCACAUGUACCUCGACCCAGCAGCUUCCUUUGCAAUUGGGUGGAACUACAUUUACGCUUGCCUCAUGUUCGGCUGCGCGGAUAUCAUCGCUGUUUGCGGUUUGAUGGAGUACUGGUUGCCGGACGUCAACGUUGCGGCAUGGAUUGUCAUGACGCUGGCAAUCGUCACGGUACUCAACGUCUUCCAUGUCAAGUUCUUUGGAGAGUCAGAAUUCUAUUUUGCGUCGCUCAAGGUUCUCCUCAUUAUCGGUCUGCUGAUGAUGACCUUUAUCGUCAUGCUCGGAGGCAACCCCAAGCACGACCGUAUCGGCUUCCGGUACUGGAAGAACCCUGGGCUGUUUGCCGAAUAUCACAGCAAGGGUGCAAUGGGGCGGUUCUUGGGAUUCUUCCAGGUCUUCAAGAUUGCAGCGUUCUCCAUGGGCGGGCCAGACACCAUGGCCAUGUGCGCAGCCGAGGCCGUCCAGCCCCGCAAGGUUCUUCCUCGUGCCGUCAAGGCCAUCGUUUUCCGCCUCGCCGUCUUCUUCGUCCUCGGCGCCGUAGCUAUUGGCGUACUUGUCCCGUACAACGACCCCUUCCUCAUCGAGUCGGUCGAGACCGGCGUUGGUGCGAACGCUUCAGCUUACGUCGUUGGCAUGAAGCGCCUCGGAAUCAAGGUCCUCCCGCACAUCUUCAAUGCUGUCUGUGUGACCUCUGCUGCGAGCUGCACGAACGGGUUUGUGUAUCUUUCGAUGCGCAUCCUCCAAUCGAUGGCCCUCCGUGGUGAAGCCCCAAAGUUCUUCGCCAAGACCAACAAGCACGGAGUGCCUCUCAACUGUUUCUACUUUGUCUUCGCCGUACUCUGCCUCAGCUUUAUGCAGCUCAGCAACAACGGCGCCACUGUCUUUGGCUGGUUUAUCGACCUCUCGUCAGUCGCAACCAUGAUCAACUAUGCGGCCAUGGAUAUUUUGGGCAUCCGCUUCCACGCCGGCCUCAAGAAGCAGGGCUUUAACUCAAAGACCUUUUUGCCGUGGCGAACGCGUUACACCGUUCCAUGGGCGUACUGCUCCGUCUUUUUCCUCGUCAUUAUCACCCUCUUCCAGGGCUGGGAGGUGUUCACCAAGGGCGGCUGGGACCUCCGGUCAUUCUUCACCUGCUAUUUUGGAUUGGCGUUCUUCGCCAUCUGCUUCAUCUUCUGGAAGAUCAGGUACAAGACCAAGGCGGUUCGUCUCGAGGACAUGGACUUUACGUCGCGCCUCCAGGAGUUUGAUGACCUGGACGCCUACUACAAGGAAAACCCACCGGUCUCCACGUCGCUCUGGAACAAGUUCCUCGACAAGAUCUUCUAA